AUAAAAAAAUGGAAUAUUAUCAUGGCGGUAGACCAAGAUUAUUGGGCGUUGUUCUUAACACCUGUUGCUGUUGCUUAACUUAAAAUUCAAAGGAGACCAACAGCAUUUAUUAAUAAAAUUCAGUUUCAAUCAUGGUGCAACAAAACACAAGCAAUGGGUAAAAGUGAUGAAAACAAUGAAAUUAUAAUACAUGCAGGCGAAUCAACCUUUCUUAGAAAAACAACAAGCGAGGCCAGUAAAAUGCUAGAAGCUGCUUUGUUACAAAUGGACGACAUUAUUUCUGGUGCUUGUACAGACAGCAAUAAUGACGGAAAUACAGAAUGGAAAGAUACCGUUAAAGAAGCUGCAAGAAAUCUCGUGUCUGCAAUUAAAAGUGCACCAUGUCCUCCUUCUACUCCUGAUGCAGCUACUACUGAAAUUUUAUUGCAGUGGAUGCAACCAAGUUGCCCUUUGGGUUAUGGUAAAUUGCCUGCUUUCCGAGGAAGUGAGCCUAAUCUUUGUGCAACUAUAAAUUUGACUCACAUUGGGAAUCACCUACACUGCUGUUCUGCUGUUCAUAAUAUGAGAGUUUGUUCUGAAGAACACAGUUAUCAAGGAAAUGCUAAAGAAUACAGAGGAAAACGAGGCAAUCAAUCUUAUGAGUCAGGAAAAGAACGACAGUUCAGGAAUAGGAUAAAUUAUGAACAAAAAGCUAGGUCGCACACAGAUCUCUUUUUAAGAAGAAGAGAAUCUCCUUAUUGUUGCUCCCUACAGCACUUUCAUGAUACUCAAAAUUGGAAUGAGUAUCAAACACCUAGCGAGGAACGUUUACGAAAAUCAGAAAAUGAACGCGGGGCAUUACGUAUGGAAGUGUCAGUUUUAUCUGAGCAAGUGGAUGCACAGUCUACUAAAAUUCAAGAAUUGGAAAGUUUGCUCAGAGAAAAGAAAGAUUCUCUUAGAAGAAUGGAAGAGGCACUGCAAAAAGAAGUACUUUCAAGAAGUGCUUUGGAAACACAAAAGUUAGAGCUUUUAAGCUCUUUAUCAGAAAUGAAGCUUAGACUAACAAAUUUAGAACACGAAAAUCUUGCACUUCGUAGUGCAAACCUUAUGUCAAAUGAAGAGCGAUUUGAAAGGCAUACCAGCCAAUAUAGCAGUCUUCCUAGGCCGCCGAAUUCUUCAAAGAAAGGCGUAGCAUUCGGUAAGGUUUCAAGUUUAGCUUCAGGGACACACACGACGGUACCACUGGCCAUUAGGGGAGUCUCCGCGAGAUGCCUGUCUGCGCCUACUCUAGCUGAAGAAGAAAAAACGAUUAUUAUAGGAGACCCAAAUUCUCGAUUAGAAACUCAGAAACCUUUGGCGGAGCUCUCGAUGGAAGAAAUUGAAGAUUGGCUCGCGAAUCUAGGAUUAGAAUGUUAUGCGGGUGAAUUAAGACGAUGGGGUGCAACUGGAGCAAAAUUACUUGAAUGCUCACAACAGCAGCUAGAAAGAGAGCUGGAAAUAAAAAAUAUUCUUCACAGAAAGAAAUUGUUGUACGCAAUAGAGUCAGAAAAAUAUGGCGGCAGUGAGUUUUUUGGAUCGGAUAAGAUGGAUAAUGCAGCCGUUCUACGAUGGCUCGAUGAUAUUGGUUUACCACAACAUAAAGAAGCUUUUCAAAUCGGUAAAGUCGAUGGUAGAAUGUUACAUAGACUUACUACCGAAGAUCUUUUAAAUCUUGGAGUUACUGCACAAUUACAUGCUGCAAGUCUUAGACGAGGAAUUCAGGUUCUUCGUGAAUUAAAUUUUGAGUUUGAUAACCUUGAAAGAAGAUCUGCAAACGGUAACGGAGCUGAUGGUAGUAAUGUUCGUCUCUGGACAAACCAUCGAGUAAUGGAAUGGCUCAGAGUAGUUGAUUUGGCAGAAUACGCACCCAAUAUGAGAGGAUCCGGAUUACAUGGAGGUUUAAUGAUGUACGAAGGCAGAUUUACUUCAGAAUUAUUGGCUACGUUGCUUAGUAUUUCCCCUGGAAAAACUCUUCUUCGUAGACAUUUAACAACACAUUUCAAUCAAAUUCUCGGUAGAGAAGUUGUACAGAGAAAAAGGGAAAUUGAAAGCACUCUUGGAUUCAUUCCACUUACGCUUACCGCUCGCUUGAAGGUACCAAAGAAAUCUCAGUUUACAUUAAAGCGUAAGAAGAGCAAAAAUGAAGCGGAUUAUGGUAAUUUGGUCUGUCCUCUGGAAUCGUCACCGCCAGGUACUCCAUCGACUCCUACUUCGACUCCAGGCAGUCCAAAUUUGAAUUCACCGACGUUCUAACUACAUCGCACAUUCAUAAUCUCUUAGGAAACUGCAACCUACGUCGAUUAAAAUUGUAAACAAAAGUCUCGAUUUACUAGUUUUCCGGAUGACCAGUCGACCUCUUCAGUGUCACCAACAAUCUUUGGAUAGACCAAACAAAAUUGUAACAUUAGAGUAAUUUGCCAAUAAUGUUAUUGUUAUAACAUUCUAAUGCUUAGCCCUCAGUUAAUUUUACAGUAAAUUUGUCGAUUGUAUUCGAGAUUCUAAAAUAUUAAGCAAAAUAAGUGAACGCAUAUAAUGGAUGACAAUAGGAAUUGUUUUUAUUAUCGUAACGAAUGUAAGGAACUUUUUAAUUUUAGAACGAUCGUUUAAGAUGUACAAUAAUCUUACCCAGGGACAACAAUAUUUUAUCGUUCACCUAGUUUUACGCUAGGAAACUCAGCGUUCGGUCGCCAUAUUUCAAACCCAUUUCCAAUAUUAGUUGUAAUAAGCAACAGAAACAUCAACACUAAUCUGUACUGUACUGUAAUUUUAAUUGCAGGUAGUUGCUGUUACAGUUGUCAUUUAUAAUUGUAAUUGGGUUUAGUCGUGAUUAGCGAUUACAAAUUAUAAUCUGUAAUUGCCAUUACCGAUUAUACAUUUGUAAUUGUAAUCGUUAAUCAAACUAAUAUUCUGCCUAACGACCUUUUCAUAGAUUUGUUAUAAACUUAUAAAGUUGAUAAAUAAUGAAUCUCCAAUAAAUAUGUGUAAAUUUUCUACAUUUAUACAACAUUUAGAAAUUAAUUUACACUAUUUCUAUUUGUAGUACAUUAAAUUUAGUAUUUGUUCGUAGAAAAAUCAUUUACUUAUAAUGAAAUUUCUGUUUAUAACAAGUGUAUGGAAAAGGUUUUGAAAUUUGUAAAUUCAUAAAUUUUAUAUUUAUAAUAAAAGUGAAUGUAACUUAUCGGGCAAUCGUCGCGAACGGUUAACGUUUAUCUGUUUCAAUUGUAACUGUUGCUUUGAUUAAGUUUUGCUCAACACUUCCAGGACAUCAAAAUAGAAAAGAUUACUGAAGAAGCACGUUUAUUCUCUUCGAGGGAAUAAAAGUAGAUUCAAAAUUAAAUUUUGUAAGCAUGUACGACAUUGUUGACUAUAUAUUGUCAGGUCAAAAUUAAUGAAUUAAUUUGUGUCUAUAUUCGGCAUUUACCUAUUGAAAUCAGAGGAAACAACAGUCUUUUUGAUACACCUCAAACAUUUGGUUACAAACAUUAUGUAAAAUUAUUUAGAAUAUUAAUUCAUACUUUUGAGUGUGUUUAGUAUUACCAGAGCAAUAAAUGAUAAAUACGAAAAAUAAGUGUCUUGGAAUGGUGCACACAAAAAAUCGAGAAGAUACUAUCUUCGGCUAUCGAUUGUGAAAGAAGGAACGAACGAACGGGUCUUAAGAAUAAACGUGAAGUUUUAAACGUUUGUUGCGGUAUAUAUGAUAUAUGUGUAAAGGCAAAAUACAGAACAAUCAAAAAUUAAAUGUGAAUUUAUCGUAAUCAAUUGAGACUAUCGUGCAUUGCCAAAUAAUUUGACGACCUAAGAUAGCGGCCGUUGUAAAAAUUGACUAGCUUCAUGAUAAGAUUUGCAAUUUUAUAAGAAUCUUUGUAAAAGAAUUUAAAUAUACUGGUGAUACAUUCAAAAUAUAA
Messenger RNA from Hylaeus anthracinus, 3923 nucleotides. It is a transcript of the gene Liprin-beta, whose product is annotated as liprin-beta-1. Gene Ontology annotation, biological process: neuromuscular junction development. The transcript has 13 exons. The record is from RefSeq and is a predicted model, not a curated record. Gene Ontology annotation, cellular component: presynaptic active zone. Gene Ontology annotation, molecular function: protein binding. Lineage: Eukaryota; Metazoa; Arthropoda; Insecta; Hymenoptera; Colletidae. Bases 154 to 2271 code for a protein of 705 amino acids.